UCGUUGUCGUUGCCUUUGCCGGAGCCGGAUCCGGAGCCUAGAACAGAGCGGCGCAGGACUCUACGGGCCAGGACCUGUACCGCUGGGCUUCGCUUCGCCCGGAGAGCAUCCUCGGCAGCGGCAGAGGCUGUGGCAGUGGCAGUGGCUGUGGCAGAGUCUGUGCCACUCAGUUACGCGCAACAUUUCAACGCAACGUCGUGGCAAUUCAAAAUCGGCGGCAGACGCGGGCGUGCGCAGCGCACGGGCGGACUGCACGUAAUAAAUCCUCCGGAACGGGCUAAAAAUACGGCAAACGCAACUAAUCACACACAAUAAAAUCCGUAAAAAGAACUUUUAACUUAAAAAUAGUAUAUUAAAAAAAAAACAACAAAUUAUGUAGAAAAAGUGGCAAAAAUAAAAAUAUAUAAUACAAUAUCCAAUACAAAGACGCUCAAAUAUUUUUGCCGCUGUCCCAAAAAUUUCUCAAUUUCUUUUUUUUCCGCCGCGUGCGCGUUUGUGAGUGUGUGUGUGCGUACGUGUGUGUCCAUGUGGGUGUAAUUUCGCGCGUGUGUGUGCGCCUCUAUUUUCUUGUUGUUUUUUUGGUAACUUUUUUUUGCCGUUCUUUAAUCCCUGGCUAAAAUACAAAAAAAAAGGAAAAAAGAAAAAGCCAAGGGGAAUAUGUAAAGCAGCCGAUGAUGCAUAAAGCGUCCCAAGCGCACAAGAAAUACAAAAAAUAAAUAAAAUAAUUAUAUAGUUAAAUUUAAGGCAAACGAAACGCACAACAAAAAGCCAAAAUAGAUAAAGUAAUUAAAUUUAAUUAAAAUAAUCACUAAUCAAGCGAUUAGAAAUCAUCAAACUUCAAGCUUCAACUGAGGAAAUCUGAGAACACCAAGUCUUACCGCGGAACUAUUCGACUAAGAGCGCCAAACAAAAAUCAACUACAUAUAUAGCAUGUUAUGCAUUAAGCUGAAAUCCAAAGACGAUAUGCUUUCAAUCUGAGGCCACUGGACGGCAGGAGCAAUGAGCAUCAGUGCGACCUGGGCUUGGGUUCCGUCUCCGUCUCUACAUCCGAUUCCGAAUCUAAAUCCGAGUCCUUCUCCGCCUCCCGUGCCGUGUCUUUGAUGCCAGUUGGAGUUGGAUUUGGAGCUGAGGUAGAGGAACAGGAUCAGGAUCAGGAACAGGAUCCGGAUCCGGAUAGGGGCGAACAGGAGCAGGAGCUGGAGCAGGAGCCCCCUUUGAAGUGGCGCCCCUGACUUGCGCGAUGCAAGCGAACAGCAGCCGCUCCAAUCUAAGCGCACAAUCAUCGGGCACGCCGUCGGCCUCAACGAUCUCCUCAUCCCAGGGCAAACAACAAGUUGUCGAACUAUCGGGCUAUGUCAUCAUACUCGUCGAGAAUGUGGAGGGUAAAAUUAAACUAUACGGCUCACCGCCCGAUCGCGAUAAUCUGGAAGUGGGCGAUGAGAUACUCGAGGUCAAUGGCCUGACCCUGGAGAAUAUAUCGCGCACGGAGGUCAUUCGCCACAUACACGACUGCAUUAAAUCCUGUACUAUCUGUCUGCGUGUGCGAAAGAAGAAUGAUUCACGACUGGCCUGGGAUAUUGGCAACUCCGUGCAGGACGCCUUCGUCAUCGCCGUCGAGGAGCACGCCCGCGAGCGUCUGCAAAGAUUGGCGGCCUUGAACCGGGUCACGCCCGUCGACAUCACCCAGCUGUCCAAGAAGCUGCAGCAAACGAAGAGCGGUACGACAACGAGUCAGCGGCAGGACCUUAGUUUCCUGAACGAGUCGACGCCGAUCUAUGUGACGUCCUUCACCAGCAACCAGAUCACCUGCAGCAGCUCCACGAUGACGACGGCCACCGCGGGCGGACCGAUAAGUGCACCAUCUUUGGCCCCGACGACGGCCACCACAACGGUGCCCACCGCAUCGUCGCACACCACCACGGUGGUGGCUCAGAUCGAGCAUGGGGCAGCGUCGGCGCUGGUUAGUGCCGCAGUGGCGGCUGCAACUGCCGCCGAUCGAAAUGCGAACAAUACCACCUCGGCGGCUUUGAAACAGACUGUAAUGGGCAAUAGUUCGGCCAGCCCCGCUACCACCACCAGCACCACCAGCAGCUGUGCCACGGGGCACAUUUACCAGACCAGUCAGGCGCAACAGCAACAGUUGCAACAGCUGCAACAACAACUUGCAGCAGCGGCAGCGGCGGGCAAACCACUGCAGGCCAAGUCCUUGCUGGCCAGCAGCUUGCAACAUCUCGCCGAGGAGGUGGACAACGAGGACAUCGAUGACGACGACGACGUGGAUGGGGCCAACUAUUGUGGCAUCACCUACAUCAGCUACAACAACAAGCAUGCCCAGCUGCCGACGACCACGUUGCCGGCCACCACCGCUUUGCCAGCGGCAGCUGCCACAUUGGCCACCACCGCAGCGAUACACCAUCAGAGGCAGCAGCAGCACCACCACCCGAUCCAUCAGAUUCACCCAGGCGGUGCCGGAGCCACUGGUGGCCACCAAAUCAAUCGCGCCACGGCACCGGCACCACUGCAACUUGGCGGUCCUGUGAAUCCCAGCUUCGUGGAUGCCCAGACAUCCACGUCACCGCUGAUGGCCAGCUGCGAGCUGGAGCGGCAUGUCCAUGGCACCACCACCCCGAAAACGGAGUACUCCACGGCCAUUUCCAGUGGCCAGUUGCAGCAGGCCUUUGCCGAAUUGCAGAUGCACUCCAGCAACAACAAUGCCACACAGCAGCAGCAACAUUUACUUUUAAGCAACAACAAUAAUAGCAAUAAUUCAAUGGCAGCGGCACAAACAACGGCAUCUCUAAUGAAGAAUUGUGAUCUACUGAUAUCGAACAAUCUGUAUCCACCGAGAAGAGAGUUACUAGAAGACGUCAUAGUCCAUCAAGCCAGUGAUGUCCAUUCAUACGGUACGAGUGCAACAGCAGCAAUCGCCAGUAGUAGCAACAGAUCACAGCAGCAACAUCAGUUGCUGAGUGACGCCUACGAGUUGCAGCAACAGCAGCAACAGCAAUUGCAACUGCAACAGCAGCAGCAGAACAGUCCCACAAGUAGCAUAUCAAUAGGAAGAACUGAACUUUUACUGGGCGAUCAGAGUCUACGACAGGAUCCCAGAGGGAAUCGCCGGCGCUCCGGCUCAAGCAUUGUUGUGCUGGACGGCGACGACCUGAAGCCAUGUCUGCCGGAUGACUACAUAAGCGGCCAGCACCACCUGAACCACCAGCAGCAGCUGCAACUGCAGCAGCAGCUCCAGCAGCAGCAGCAACAUCCGCUCCAGCAGCAGCAGCAGCACUAUCGCACGCACUCGGGCGACAUCAGGGAAAUUGACCAGGAAAUGCUGACCAUGCUGUCCGUGAACCAAGAUAACGGUCCACACCGUGAGAUGGCCGUCGAUUGUCCGGACACGUUCAUCGCGCGUAACAAGACGCCACCCAGAUAUCCGCCACCCCGUCCACCGCAGAAACACAAGAAAAGCACCACCAACAACUUCACCAACAACUCCACCAACAACACCACUACCACCAACCACACCACCACAAUCACAGCUAUGACUAACAAUGAUCAUGCUAACAAAAUGUUAAUUGUUGCAUAUCAUUCUUCACAUCAACAUGAACAACUACAACAACAACCACCACCACAUCAUGUACAACAACACCCAUCAAAAACAACAACAACAACAAUUGCACUCGAUGUGGCCACACAAAACCUGUACAAUCAAAAACAACAAAACAAAUUGGAUCAAAUCGAAAACUAUGAAAACUGUCUGCAAUCGGAACAACACGAACAACUUGAGCAGAAACAGCAGCAGCAACAUUUGCCAGCUGCAACCGCAACGACAGCAACACAAAUCGCUCAACAACAGACGCCCAGCCACAAGUUGCAGGCAACACUAAGUAGCGAUCCCAAUGGCAACAGCAAUGCGAAUGCCAACGGCAGCAGCAGCAGCAACACCAACACCGUCGGCAGUAACAGCAACAACAGCAGCAUUACGGACGACUUCCUGUGCGUUGUGGAUGGUCUAUAUCAAGGACGCAAGGAUUCUGCCUCGCCCUCGUCGAGCGCCUUCGACGAGGUGAUGAGCAAACAUACCCUGGACUCAUUUGGCAGCAUCGCCUAUCGUCACCUGCACCAGCAACAUCAGGCGACGAGCAAUGGCAAUAGCAGCAACAGCAAUAGUAAUUGCAACAGCAAUAGCAACUGCAAUACCAGCAACAACACGGCCGAGUCAAAUAAUACCAAUGCAGCAGUCGUCGGAGUCACCAGCACCAACAGCAGCAACAGCAACUCGCUGAACAGCAGCAACAGCUCGAUGCACACCAGCAGCAGCAGCAGCGGUCACAGCAGCAACAUUGCAAGUGCCACAUCCACCAGCAGUUCGACGGUGCCCGAUGAUUUGAGCUUAGCGCCGCCCGGUUACGAGGUGAGCCAGCAACAGCAGCAGCAGCAACAUCAGGUUGCUCCCGUUUCGAUGUUGCUGCCACCGACGGCCAAACACCGCGAGUUGCCCGUGGAUGUUCCAGACAGCUUUAUCGAGAUGGUGAAGACUCCGCCAAGAUAUCCGCCACCUGCUCAUCUCUCUUCUCGCGGAUCGCUACUAUCGAACGGCAGCGCCUCCACCGCCCACACCACGCUCUCCUCGCUGGGCGUGUCGCCUGUAACAUCAGCAGCAGCCACAUCAGCAACAGCAGCAGCAGCGGCAGUAGCAGCAGCAACAUCAGCGUGUGCAACCGCAAGUGUUGCUGCUGCUGUGGUUUCUGGUGUUGUUGACGUUGGCGAUGCGAGGCGGGUGGCCGAUGAGCUCAAUGGAAAUGCGAAACCCGUACCGCCGCCCCGUGAUCACUUGCGGGUUGAAAAGGAUGGACGUCUGGUCAACUGCUCCCCUGCCCCUCAACUUCCGGAUCGGCGGGCGCCGGGCAAUGCGAGCAGCGGCAGCAGCAGCGGUCCCCCGCAUCCGCUGCAGCAACAGCAGAUCGCCCAGAUCGUGGAACCCACUCUGGAGCAGCUGGACAGCAUCAAGAAAUACCAGGAGCAACUGCGCCGACGACGCGAGGAAGAGGAGCGCAUAGCGCAGCAAAAUGAGUUCCUGCGGAACAGUCUUCGCGGCUCCCGGAAGCUGAAGGCGCUCCAGGACACGGCCACGCCCGGAAAGGCGGUGGCCCAGCAGCAACAGCUACAGGCAACGCAGGCCACUCAGGUGGUGGGCGUGGAGAAUGAGGCGUAUCUGCCCGACGAUGACCAGCCACCGCAGACGGAACAGAUCGAUGGCUAUGGCGAGCUGAUAGCGGCCCUCACCCGCCUGCAGAAUCAGCUGAGCAAGAGCGGACUGAGCACGCUGGCGGGUCGUGUUUCCGCCGCCCACAGUGUCCUGGCCAGCGCCAGUGUGGCCCAUGUCCUGGCCGCCAGGACAGCUGUGCUGCAGCGACGGCGUUCCCGGGUCUCCGGGCCACUGCAUCACAGUGCCCUCGGCCUGCAGAAGGAUAUUGUGGAGCUGCUGACGCAAUCGAACACGGCGGCGGCCAUCGAGCUGGGCAACCUGUUGACCAGCCACGAAAUGGAGGGCCUGCUCCUGGCCCACGAUCGCAUUGCCAACCACACGGACGGCACGCCCUCGCCCACGCCCACGCCCACUCCGGCCAUCGGAGGAGGAGGAGGGGGAGCGGGAUCCACACUGAGUGGCCACAGCAGUCCGGUGGCAGGACCAAAGCGAAACCUCGGCAUGGUGGUGCCGCCGCCGGUGGUGCCGCCACCACUGGCGCAACGCGGAGCCAUGCCACUGCCGAACGGAGAAUCCCCGCCGCCGGUUCCCAUGCCACCGCUGGCCCAAAUGCCCAUGUCCAUGCCCGUAUCGCUGCCGAUGAGUGCCUGCUUUGGCACACUGAACGACCAGAACGACAACAUCCGGAUCAUACAGAUCGAGAAGUCGACGGAGCCACUGGGCGCCACGGUUCGCAACGAAGGCGAGGCGGUGGUCAUUGGCAGGAUUGUGCGCGGCGGAGCGGCGGAGAAGUCGGGCCUGCUGCACGAAGGCGACGAGAUACUGGAGGUCAAUGGCCAGGAACUGCGAGGCAAGACGGUGAACGAGGUGUGCGCUCUGCUGGGCGCCAUGCAGGGCACCCUGACAUUCCUCAUCGUCCCGGCGGGUAGUCCACCAUCCGGUGGCGUGAUGGGUGCCAGCACCGGGAACACCCUUGCGGGAUUGGGUGGAGCACAUCGCGACACCGCCGUGCUGCAUGUGCGGGCGCACUUCGACUACGAUCCGGAGGACGACCUGUAUAUUCCGUGCCGGGAGCUGGGCAUCAGUUUCCAGAAGGGCGAUGUCCUGCACGUGAUCAGCCGCGAGGAUCCCAACUGGUGGCAGGCGUAUCGCGAGGGCGAGGAGGACCAGACGCUGGCCGGUCUCAUUCCUAGUCAGUCGUUCCAGCAUCAGCGCGAGACCAUGAAGCUGGCCAUUGCGGAGGAGGCGGGCCUGGCCCGAUCCCGGGGCAAGGACGGAUCGGGCAGCAAAGGAGCCACGCUCCUUUGUGCGCGCAAAGGUCGCAAAAAGAAGAAGAAGGCCAGCUCCGAGGCGGGGUAUCCCUUGUACGCCACCACGGCGCCGGAUGAAACGGAUCCGGAGGAGAUACUCACCUAUGAGGAGGUGGCCCUGUACUAUCCCCGCGCCACCCACAAGCGGCCCAUCGUCCUCAUCGGCCCGCCCAACAUUGGAAGACACGAGCUGCGCCAACGCCUGAUGGCCGACUCAGAGCGGUUCUCCGCCGCAGUGCCACACACAUCACGAGCCCGCAGGGAGGGUGAAGUGCCCGGAGUGGACUACCACUUUAUCACGCGCCAGGCUUUCGAGGCGGACAUUCUGGCGCGUCGCUUUGUGGAGCACGGCGAGUACGAGAAGGCCUACUACGGCACAUCACUGGAGGCCAUACGCACGGUGGUGGCCAGCGGCAAGAUCUGUGUACUCAACCUGCAUCCGCAGAGCCUCAAGCUGCUGCGCGCCUCCGACCUCAAACCGUAUGUGGUGCUCGUGGCGCCGCCCAGUUUGGACAAGCUGCGCCAAAAGAAGCUGCGCAACGGCGAACCCUUUAAGGAGGAAGAGCUCAAAGACAUCAUUGCCACGGCCAGGGACAUGGAGGCUCGUUGGGGUCACCUAUUCGAUAUGAUCAUUAUUAACAACGACACGGAGCGCGCCUACCACCAGCUUCUGGCCGAGAUCAACUCGCUGGAACGGGAGCCGCAAUGGGUGCCCGCCCAGUGGGUGCACAACAAUCGCGACGAGUCAUAAUGGGGUGGUGUCUAUCCACACCGACAACCACACCGACACCUGCACCCCUUCCCCCAGGAUCCACCCGCCUACACCCCCUAAUCAAAACCAAACUCUUUGUAAAUACAAUUUUCAAUUGAGCCAUGAAGCGGAGAGCAGGAUCGAUUCCAGUCCAGUAGUUCGGUUUGCCUGCAGAAGCGAUUACCCCAAAAACCCCUCCAAUAUUAUAUAUAUAUGAAUAUAUUUAUACUAUUCGUUGCAUAUGUGCAUUUUAGUCUUAGAGCAAAAGGUUUUUAAUCGUGUGUAUCCCCUUGUUUUGAAAGCAUUCCAGCCUCUUUAUGUAUGUUCACAAAAUUUAUUGUUCCAAUGAAUUAUCGGGGAUGCCGCAGAAAAAUUUAGUUAUGUGGAAUCAUCAAUUAAAAAGUGAUUUUAAGACAUUAGUAAUUUCUGUGGCAUUGCUGUUUAUUUUUUUUAUAGUACCACUACCACUAAUUUAUAUUGUAAAAGUAUUUUUUUUUUUUUUGUUUAAACUAAGCUUGAGCACUUCCUUAAUUUCAAGAGGCAAAUUGAAAUUGUAAAAUAACGAAUGAGCGAUGGAAGGAAUACGAGCCCAAAGGCCAGAAUAUGGAUAGUACCCAAUAAAAUGUGUAAUAAUACCCAUAAGCGACUCCGAGUGUUAACAGAGCCAGAUCAAUCCGAAGAGAUCCGACGGAUACGGAUACAGAUUCAAAUUCAAAUUCAGAAACAGAAUCAGAAUCAAAAUCAGAAGCAGAUGCAAGUGUUGCAAUUACGUAAUCUAUUUACUUUAUAACAUAUUUACUAUACGGAUAUACAUACACAUAAAAUAUAAAUCGAAGCGUACUUAAUACAAUUAAUUUUAAACGAAACGAAUGCAAGAGCAAACCGAAAAAAUAAAAAAAAAACCGUUCAAAGGAGAAACAACAAAAUCAGUAAGUCAUUGCCAAAAAAAAGAAAAUUAUUAAAUAAAUGGGGGUAAGAUGAUGAUGAUAAUGAUGAUGAUGCGGAGAGUUAGGAGAAUCACUUAGAGAAACCACUCCACGAGCGAUAUUGUUAAAAACAAAAACGGAAACGAAAAAAACAAAAUAUUUAGCCAAGUUUAAGCACUGUAAGAUAAUGGAAAAACCAAUAAACGAAUGCAAAUAGUAAACCGGCAAAAAAAUGCAUUAGGCUAAGACGUCAAAAAAACAAAAACAAAGAAAUUUCCAAGUAAAUGUUGUUGUAAUUAAUUACUUAAACCAAUGCGACUAGAGAAGAGGGAGGGCGGGAGAUACCGUUGGUUUCAACUCCAACCACAACUAACUAACUAACGAGCCGACAUAGUUGCGAUACGAAAUAUGACUUGCAUAGGAUAACUCUAUAAAAAUUCCAUUGAAAUUCCGAAGCAUCCGGACGCUAAAUCCAGAAUUUUAUAUUAAAAUAAAAAGAGUGGGUCAAGUAAAAUAGCAAACUAUGUCACGCAAUGUUAAACACUUUAAAGAUUCGAAAAGGGAAUGAUAUCUAAAUAUACCAUAAUAUACAUAUACGGUCCGGUUGCCAGAUCCAUUUCGUUCUACUUUUUUUGGAUGCGAUUUUGCCCAUUUUCUAUUGAGUCCCCGAGAUCAUAACUUAUCUGGAUCACUUAUGGAUUCUUGGGAAUCGGAAUUGGAAUACUUUCAGUCCAACAAAUUAAAUCGAAAUCGAAAAUGGCAAAUGGGGUUAAUAAUAAUAAUAUUCGAAAACAUUUUUUUUUGUAGUCAACAAGGUAUAAAAAAUGUGUGUGCAGCAAAUCUGUUUAAGUUUUAUUUAUGUAUGUGUGUGGUGUAGCAAAAAACUAAACUAAAUACAAAAUAAAUACCUAAAGAAAAACAAAACGGAUUAAAAAAUAGGCACGGUUAUUAAGCCAUUGUACGAAAUUAACGACAUUUAUGAGUAACCCUAACGCAAGAAUGCGGACAAAGUCAGAUGAAAUAACAAUAUUAAUAAUAAUAAUAAAAAAGACAAACCAAGUAAUAUAAAAUUUAACAA
Molecule: messenger RNA, 9274 nt
Organism: Drosophila gunungcola (fruit fly)
Lineage: Eukaryota; Metazoa; Arthropoda; Insecta; Diptera; Drosophilidae
Gene: sdt
Product: protein PALS1
Exons: 17
Coding region: 1241-7270 (2009 amino acids)
Biological process (GO): morphogenesis of an epithelial sheet; generation of neurons; establishment or maintenance of epithelial cell apical/basal polarity
Cellular component (GO): adherens junction; plasma membrane
Molecular function (GO): protein binding
Source: RefSeq, a predicted model, not a curated record